AUGGAGAUGAAUAAAGAACAGAAUUUUGAAUCAAAAUGUCAUGGAAAAGUGCUAUUACUUGGAGGAUAUCUGAUUUUAUUCAAGAAAUACUACGGCUGAGUAAUAUCCUCAUCUCCUUCUAUUAAAGCUACUAUUAUUAUGUCAGAAUCUGCUAGCCACAACAAAAUCACUGUAGUGUCAAACCAGUUUUCAUAUGAAGCACAAUUUGAAAUGAUUCCUUUCAGUAAAGUUUCAGGAGAAUGGAAUCCGUUUAUUGCUGAGUCCUUAAAUGUUGUAUCUUUUAUCGCAUCUAUUAUGAAUUGUGGCUAUUUAUUAUCAUCAAAGUCUUUUCUUCUUGAAAUUAAUGCCGAUCCAGAAUUUUACACCUCUGGGAAAACUGGACUUGGGAGCUCCUCAGCCUUGAUAUGCUCAAUAAUUUCUGCAUUUUUUAAUUAUUUACAAAUUUCAGAUGAAAGAAUACUUCACUUCACAUGCCAGCUUGCAAAUUCUCGCGCCCAAAAGAAAAUCGGUAGUGGGUUUGAUAUUGCUGCGGCAUUAUUUGGCUCUCAACUUUACUCAAUUAAGGAAUCUGACUUAUUAAAAUCUCUCCUAAACGAAACAAUCAACGACAUUACUGUCCAAGAGCUUCAAGAAGAAAUAAGUAAUACUGUAUGAAGCACGCCGGUAAGAAGAAUGGAGCUCCCUUCUCAUUAUCAUUUAAUUCUCUGCCAAGGUGGGGAAGGAACUGACACACGGUCUUUUGUAAGGAGCUUUCAUAGCUGAUAUGAGUCUGAUAUAGAGAAUGGAAAGCAAAAGAUGGAAGAAUUAUUUUGUAUUGUUCAACAGUCAGUCAAGUUAUUUAUUGACCAAAAUAGAGCGGAAUUAAGGAAAUUGUCAAGAGAACUCAGAGAUUUCUGGUUAAGAACUAGCGAAGCUAUAGGCGUAGAAAUUAUGCCAAGCAAUAUUUAUAGUUUACUUAAUGAAGUAACAGACACAUGUGAAGAUGUUGUAUUUUCAUGUGUUCCUGGAGCUGGAGGAUAUGAUGCAUUUUAUUUCAUAGUAGAAAAACCUACCUAUGAAGAGGCCACAGAAUAUCUAAGUAGCCAUUUCCCAAAUCUUUUAAUAAUACCUGCACAAAAAUAUCCAUAA
This is a messenger RNA of Blepharisma stoltei, 1128 nucleotides long. The record is from the annotation of a GenBank genome assembly. NCBI's taxonomy places the organism in Eukaryota, Ciliophora, Heterotrichea, Heterotrichida, Blepharismidae.